Choloepus didactylus (southern two-toed sloth) is the source of this 4438-nucleotide messenger RNA. RefSeq names its product macrophage expressed 1 (gene MPEG1). The coding region runs from base 170 to 2326 and encodes 718 amino acids. The record is from RefSeq and is a predicted model, not a curated record. The transcript has a single exon. Gene Ontology annotation, biological process: defense response to bacterium. NCBI's taxonomy places the organism in Eukaryota, Metazoa, Chordata, Mammalia, Pilosa, Megalonychidae.
CCAACUGACUCUCACUUCCCCAUUUUGCAACUAGAUGAGCCUACAAAGAGGAACUGGUGGCUUUAGGAGAACUGGUGAAUUUUCUGUGUCAGUAGCUGCUUUCUUUCCCAUCCAUUCAGUUUGCACCAAGUUCACUUAGAGUUGGUGUGUGACUGGGGCUGUCUGAGCCAUGAACAGCUUCAGGGCUGCCCUCCUCUUCUGGUCAGUGGCAGCAUGGGCUAAAAUGGACAAGCUUCUGGGAGAGAAGAUAGAUGAGGCUGGAUUUCAAAAAUGCAAAAGUGCCUUGAACCUACCUGUUCUGGAAGUCUUACCUGGAGGAGGCUGGGAUAACCUGCGGAAUGUGGACAUGGGGCGGGUGAUGGCCUUGACCUACACCAACUGCAGGACCACAGAGGACGGAGAAUACAUCAUCCCUGAUGACAUCUUCACCAUUCCCCAGAAACAGAGCAACCUGGAGAUGAAUUCAGAUAUCCUGGAAUCCUGGACGAAUUACCAGAGCAGUACCUCCAACUCCAUCAACCUGGAGCUCACCCUUUUCUCCAAGGUCAAUGGCAAGUUCUCCUCUGAAUUCCAGAGGAUGAAGACCCUUCAAGUGAAGAACCAAGCUAUAACUACCCGGGUUCAGGUAAGAAACCUGGUCUACACAGUCAAAAUCAACCCAACUUCAGAAUUAAGCUGGGGGUUCCAGAAGGAGCUCACGGACAUCUCCGACCACCUGGAGAACAACCAGACACGGAUGGCCACCUACCUGGCGGAACUUCUGGUCCUCAACUACGGCACCCACGUCAUUACCAGUGUGGAUGCUGGGGCUGCUCUCAUUCAGGAGGACUACCUCAGAGCCUCCUUCCUGGAGAACAGCCAGAGCAGCCACAGCACUGUGACGGCAUCCGCUGGAGUUACCUUCCAAAACAUCAUAAACUUCAAAUUUGAGGACAACUACACCUCACAGAAUGCCCUCACCAAGAGCUACCUCUCAAACCGAACCAACUCCAGGGUGCAAAGCCUGGGAGGGGUUCCUUUUUACCCAGGCAUCACCCUCCAGGUCUGGCAGCAAGCCAUCACCAACCACCUGGUGGCCAUCGACCGAGCUGGCCUGCCUCUCUAUUUCUUUAUCAACCCAGACCUGCUGCCUGGUUUGCCAGGCCCCUUGGUGAAGAAGUUGUCUAAGACGGUAGAAGCUGCUGUGAGGCGCUAUUACACGUUCAACACCUACCCUGGAUGCACGGAUCUCAAUUCGCCAAACUUCAAUUUUCAGGCCAAUACUGAUGAUGGCUCCUGUGAAGGGAAAAUGACCAACUUCUCCUUUGGCGGGGUUUAUCAGGAAUGCACUCAGCUCUUGGGGAAUGGGGUUAUCCUCCUCUGCCAGAACUUGGAGCAGAAGAAUCCACUCACUGGAGACUUUUCUUGCCCCUCUGGCUACUCCCCAAUCCACCUGCUUUCCCAGAUCCACGAGGAGGGUUACAACCACCUGGAGUGCCUGAGGAAGUGCACCUUCCUCUUCUUCUGCAAGACAGUGUGCGAAGAUGUGUUCCGGGUGGCAAAGGCUGAAUUUAGGGCUUUUUGGUGUGCAGCCAGUGGACAAGUACCCGAGAACUCAGGACUGCUUUUUGGGGGCCUCUUCAGUGGGAAGAGCAUAAACCCUUUGACAAACGCGCAGUCGUGCCCGGCUGGCUAUUUUCCACUGAGGCUCUUUGAAAGCCUCAAGGUAUGUGCCUCUCAGGACUAUGAGUUGGGGUACAGGUUUUCAGUCCCCUUUGGUGGGUUCUUCAGCUGCGUGGCUGGAAACCCACUGGUGGAUCCUGCCAUAUCCAGAGAUAUAGGGGCACCUUCCUUGAAAAAGUGUCCCGGGGGCUUUAGCCAACACCUGGCACUCAUCAGCGAUGGGUGCCAAGUGUCCUACUGCGUCAAAUCUGGGCUCUUUACUGGCGGGUCCCUGCCCCCCGUCAGGCUCCCGCCUUACACUCGACCACCCCUCAUGAGUCAGGCUGCCACCAACACUGUGAUGGUGACCAACACUGAGACCACAAGCUCCUGGAUUAAAGACUACAAGACCCACCAGUGGAGGCUGGGAGAGCCACUGGAGCUGCGCAGAGCCAUGAAAGACAUCCACGGGGACAGCAGUGGUCUGUCGGGAGGGGCAGCAGCUGGGGUCACAGUGGCGGUCACCACCAUCCUGGCAGCCGUCAUCGCCCUGGGCAUCUAUGGCAUACGCAAGUACAGGAAAAGAGAAUACCAGGCACUCGAAGAAGAGAGGCAGAGCUUGGCUCCGGGUGCUGCAACAACAGGAGACAGCCCCGACAAAAAGCAGGAGCUAAGUCCAGCCUAAAUCUCUGCUGGAAAGCUGUUUCCUGCCAUCCCUGCCCAGGGCUGCCAGCGCAUCUUUUGUUCCUCUCCUCUCUACUUGUGCCUUCCUCAUUCCUGAAGUGGCAAGUCAGCAGAAACAGGUAUUACUUUGUGACUUCUUCUUGAGGUCUCUGGCCCAGGAAAUUACUGGAGCACACAGACAAGGUUGCCAGUGCUGGGAGCAAUCGUGCCUUUUUAGGCAAAAAUCAUCCUGGGUGCUAAAACAAGAAGGGGGUUGUGUCUUUUCUCUAUGUGCAUCACAAAUUGUCUUCACUGGAAUGCAUUCGUAUAAAAAGAGAGGUGGGAGAAUGCUGGCAUUUUGAUUUGGAGACUAGGCAUUUAAUCUGAGGUCUGGGGUGGCUCGUGAGCUAUAGUCAUACAUGAGCUAUAAGAAUUUCUGCCUUUAUGUAUUGCUCGGCCAGUUUUGUUCUGUGUCUUUAAAAACUGCAUGGAUUUCAUACUCCUGGAGGCUGACAAAACCCCCCAAAAACAUGGGCAGUCCUGUUUGGCCACUGCCUUUUAGCUUUGGGGGCCUCAUGUUGACAGAUGGUGUCAUCUCUGGAUCAUCUCAGGGUCUCCCAUCUGAAAAUAAGAUGCUGUCUAUACCAAUCCCACUUCUUCCACCUUCCCCACAGUUAAGAUUUACUUAGAUUAGACAACUUUUGGACUCCUAACCAUUGUCAUAAAGCCCCCUGAAAAUAUUUUAACUUAUCAACUUCUAUUAGGAGGUCAGGGGAGUGGGGAUAGUUGGGAGACAAGCAGUAAGUGAAGAAAGUGUACAACCUAGAUAAGAUUCAGAUGCUCAGGGGAAGCUGGAAUUCUUACCCCCAACUAACUACUUGGUUGAUUUUUCUUAGCUCAGUAUAAAUGGGGCACCUAAAAGGAGACAUAGAUUUGGAUAGAUCCAGCAUUACCAUUUCAUGUUCUAGUUUACGAGAGCACAACAUCCUCCUCUUCCACGGAUGGCCCUUGACCCUUCUGUCCUUUCACUGCAUGCAAAUACACACACAUGCACCCCCAUAACACAUAUACACCUCCCAUGCACACAAACAUACAUAUACCCAUAAGCACACACUAACAUACACACUUACCAUGAAAACAUAUACACCUCACUGCACACCCACAUAACCCUCCAAUGCACAUGCAUCUCACACGCACACACCAACACACAUACAUACACACCCACACCCAUAGUCCCCAAAGAAAUUUGCAUUUUUCAGGAAGGGAGCAAAGUCAGAGUCAGCUCCCACUUAAGCAUUACUUCCCCUCCAAAAUGAAAGCAGAAGAGAAAGCAUCAGUUAUGCACCCUGCCUUUUUUCCCAGCAGAAAGGGGUGUCGGCAGGAUCAAAUCCAUGUUUUGAAAUGAAAUGAAAAGGCAUCCAGCACCACUUAUGAAGCAUUUAUUUCAGUUCUAGGCUCACUUCCCUGGGGCACCCAGCAGGAUGCACGAUUGUCACCUGGCAGUGUUUUAGGCUUUGCCCAAUUUUAAUACCAAUCUCACCUAAUCAUAAUUACCAAGGCAAAUCUAUUAAUGUUGCACCACAACAUUUUAAAAAAUUAUGUAUUUCCUCCCCACGUCAAAUGCCAUUAGUGAGUUAUGUUCUUUGUAGGGUGACUUGUUCUCUCCUCAUUAAUGUUGAGAAUUAAAAGCUUAUACUUACAACAGCCCUUUCUUCUGAGAAGCCUGUGGGCAGAUGGGAACGAGGCUGCUCGUUCACCUCCAACUGAGACACAGAGAGAAGUGAAUAACGGAAUCUGAGCCCUGCUCUCCUGAAGACCCAACAGAGACACUGACUUCUACAACCUCUUCACUUAACCCUACCUCUUCUAGAGCUUUCAAGAAAGGCACUAAACCAUUCUCCUAAACUCUGGGUGUUCGGUGAGUUAAGUUUCAGCCAAGCUAACCACUUUUCUGCAAAUACCAAGUUUCCCAUGAAUUCUUUGAAGACUAACGAGUCAGAGAGACAAAUUAUAGCCAAAGGCUCCCAGACUUUUAAUGCACUAACUGUCCAUUGAAAUAAAAGUUCUCCAUAAACUUAUGUUUUCUACUAACAAAAUUGCACAAAAAUAUGCAUUAAAAUAUGUUCUUAAGAAA